Oncorhynchus mykiss (rainbow trout) is the source of this 1878-nucleotide messenger RNA. The record is from RefSeq and is a predicted model, not a curated record. NCBI's taxonomy places the organism in Eukaryota, Metazoa, Chordata, Actinopteri, Salmoniformes, Salmonidae.
AAAACAGACUCCAUGCAGGACCUUCUGCUGGAUGUGAUAACAUGGGUUGGUAUCCUGCUGUCGCUGGUCUGUCUCCUCAUCUGCAUCUUUACAUUCUGCUUCUUCAGAGGACUACAGUCAGACAGGAACACCAUCCACAAGAACCUGUGUAUCAGCCUCUUCAUAGCAGAGUCACUGUUCUUAGUGGGCAUCAACAGAGCUGACCAACCGAUUGCGUGUGCCGUCUUCGCGGCCCUGCUCCAUUUCUUCUUCCUGUCUGCGUUUACCUGGAUGUUCCUAGAGGGGGUUCAGCUGUACAUCAUGCUAGUGGAGGUGUUUGAAUCAGAGCACUCCAGAACCAAGUACUUCUACCUGGCUGGGUACGGGGUUCCUGCUGUUAUAGUGGCCGUCUCCGCUGCCGUGGACUACAGGAGCUACGGCACAGACAGAGUGUGUUGGUUGCGGUUGGACACAUAUUUUAUAUGGAGUUUCAUAGGCCCUGCCACGCUCAUAAUAAUGCUGAACGUCAUCUUCCUGGGUAUCGCCCUCUAUAAGAUGUUCCACCAUACAGCUAUCCUCAAACCAGACUCUGGGUGCCUGGACAACAUCAAAUCGUGGGUGAUUGGUGCCAUAGCUCUCCUCUGUCUGUUGGGUCUGACCUGGGCGUUUGGUCUGAUGUACAUCAAUGAGAGCACAGUGAUCAUGGCCUACCUGUUCACCAUCUUCAACUCCCUACAGGGCAUGUUCAUAUUCAUCUUCCACUGUAUACUACAGAAGAAGGUGCGUAAGGAGUAUGGGAAGUGUUUGCGUUCCCACUGCUGCAGUGGUAAGAGUGUAGAGACCUCCAUCUCGUCCUCUGGAAAGAACCACACCACGUCUCGAACCCCAGGGCGAUACUCCACGGGGUCGCAGGUCAUCUUGCCUGCCUGUACACCUGGACGCUACUCCACAGAAGACUCCCAGAGUCGUAUCAGGAGGAUGUGGAACGAUACAGUGAGGAAACAGGAGUCAUCCUUUAUGACAGGAGACAUCAACAGCUCAGCCACACUCAACAGAGGAGCGAUGGCUAAUCAUCUGUUAACUAAUACUCUCCUUCAUCCCCAUGGUUCUAACCAUCGUUAUAACUCUCUGCUGGGGGACACCAACCACCAAGCAGUCUGUAACAACCCCAACGUGGCUGGCAUGUACAACACACAAGCCCCCUACAGAGACACAAAGGGAAUCCUAAACAACGCGCGAGACACCGGCGUCAUGGAUACGCUCCCUCUCAACGGUAACCACGGCAACAACUACAGCGCGGCGAGCGGCGACUACCUCGGCGACGGCGUCCAGAUUCUGGAACGAGGCGGCGGCGUCGGCGGUUACAGUACCUACGGCAACCACAAGGAGACGACGACGACGUUAGAAAAGCAGAUCCUCAGAGAGUUAACGUCCAACUACGCCCCUUCCUACUUGAACAACCACCAACGCUCGGCGACCACCGAACGCAACCACAACCUGAUGAACAAGAUGGUCAACGUCGGUAAUGGCACCGGCAACGCGGGCGUCCUGGUCGGUAACGGCAGUAACGGAAUCGGAAUUGGUGGCGUAGUCGGCGGCGGGAGUAACCGUGACUACGACUUGAGUAACGACGGCGUCGACGUUAGUCACAUGGUGCUGGAUAACCCCAACGCUGCCUUCCCAUUGGAUGAGAAUUUGGGAUUGGAGAUUAUAAGGGAGGAGUCGAACGCCCCCCCUCCUCCCGCCCCGCCCUCUGCCUCCCCCGGACAGCCUCCCCCACCCUCACCCUCCUCCCCCGCCCCCCCCAUAACUUCUCCCACCCCCGGCGCAUCCCCCAGGAGACCAGCGAGAGCUUCUUCCCCCUCCUGACCAACGAGCAGACGGACGAGACACCGCAGU